AUGUCCACAGAAGAGGUUGACUUGAAGGCUCUUAGUAAUACACUAUCCAAUAGUUAUUCUACACUUUUACAGUAUGAGUCUCUUGAUAAUAACCAGAUACUGCAUCACCUUGAUUUACUCUCUACCUAUAGCAAUCACCUUCCUCUUAGUUGGUUCACUCAAGCUCUUAUUCGUACAUUAUUACAGUUGGAGACUCAACUUAUCAACGAACCAAAAGGUUGGAAUGCUAUCUAUAGUCUCUUAUCAGUUUGGACUCGACGAUUAUCUGGUACCACUUCUGACGUGAUCAAUAAGGAACCUUUAUUGGUCAAUGUACUUUCUCUUUAUUCUAAUACCCUGUUGACCUAUGGUCCUAACGAUACAACCACUUUAAACGUUCGAAAGCAAGCAUGGAUGGGACUUGUCGCUUUAGUAGGAUGUACACCAAUUUCUUUUAAUGAAGAGCAACUUUUGACUACAAUGACCAAAGUGAUUCGAUAUUAUUCUGAACAACAACUUUCUGAGGAAGAAGCAUCCAUGGUGGAAGUUUUAGAAGCAGGUGUAGCUCAUGCUUUGGCCAAAUCGACAACAUUGAAUGUAUUUGAAAUGGAAUACUGUCAAGAUUUACUAGAAGCCUUGAUAUCUUUGGAAACUCAUCGUCCUCAUGGUGUAUGGUCUAUUGUCACAUUAUUGGAACAUGCCGUUGAUAUUCGUUCUCAGUUGAAGCCUACUAGUCGUGCUGACGCUGAUCUUGAUACCCUCUAUACUCUGGCUGAAACUUUGUUAGAAGAGCAAAAUGAUUCAUCUUCCUUACCUGUUUAUUUCGCUACUAUGGCAAUUCUUGUUGGCAUUGUGCGGAUGUUGCAAUUCAACCAAGGGGAAAAAACCAAAAAAGUCCAAGGAAUACUUCAGAAAGCACAAGUGCUAUUUAUUCAACAUUUCGAUCGAUUACUAUCAAGAAUCAUGACACCUGAAGAAAGUAUGUCAUUCUCAGUGAAUCAAGAUAUUAUUGCAUACUUUAGCGGCCAAUGUCUUCCCAAUCUGACAUCAGAUACAAUGAAAACAUUGAAUUUAAAGACAUUAUUACAAGUGUUAAUAUCAAGUUAUUCGACAAGUGAUCAUUUGUGGAAGAAUGGACAAAUCAUACGACCAAUGAAAGAUGAAACUAUUUUGGUGGAUUUACAAAAAGAUCCUUUAUUCAAAGAAAUUGGAAGAAUAUCUCGAUCUAUUGGCAAGACAAUUCAAGUUUUAUUAGAACAACGCGUGGAAGGUGGAACAGAAACAAUUCAACUAGCCAUUGACAGAUUGGAAGCUUUAUCAUACAACAUAUUCAUUGAUUGGGAUCGAUAUACAAGUCAAAAUGAUGAAUCUAUGAUGACGAUUGAUGAAAGUAAACGAUACAAGAAGAUAGAAUCAAAUUUAUGGACUAUUUUCAAGACCAUGGUAUUUGCUUACACCGCCAUAUUGAAGGCUGUGGCAGUAGAUGUAUUGGAUGGACAAGGACUCAUUGAUGUUCCACAUGCUGCACAAGGCAUAUUAUCUAUUUACGGAAAUCUUCAUUUUAUCAAUGACAAACUUGGUUCUGCCAAUGGAUUCCAAGCCUAUCAAGAAACCAUGACAAACUCUGUGGCCUAUUUGAAACAUGAUGAAAAUAAAUGGUCAUCAUUGUAUACAAGUGAUCAAACACCAUCCACUUCUAUAUUAUCACCUGUACAACGAACUCGAUUGUUGUUCUUUAUGAAUUUGGCAGAACAAGUCAUGACUGAACUGGAGGAUGAAGUAAUUGAAAAAGAUAUAUUACCUGUCAUCUACCCUAUUCUGAGAUGGAAAACCAUCAUUGACAAGGAUCUAUUUGAAAGUGCUCAUGCUGCUACUCUUGGUAUCUUUUCCUCUCAAAAGGCAGUGUCUCGUGAACUUGCUGGUGGUUAUGCUACGAUUUUGAUCAAUAGCUUCCCUACACCAUUAACUCAUCAUCAAAUUCGACUUGCAUAUGUGACUAUGGUACAAUCAUUAUGUGAAUUGGACGAUGCAGUAGCGUGGUUGACUGUGCAACAUGUAUUGGAGAAGAUCAAUCAACUUUCAAAUGAAAAAGAUGCAUCAUUACGAUCUGAAUAUGUUGUACUUUUGAUUGAUCUAUUGAAACCCUUGUCAUUGGGCCCCUUUUUUGGUAAAGCACUUUUUUUGGUGGAAAAAUUGAUCAAACAACAAGAAACAAAGGGAAUGCAACAAUCUACUCUAAAGAUAGUGUAUGAAACCGUCAGCGGGUCUGGUAUUUCCGAUAUGCGCCGGGUAGAAGCUGUUGGAUGGUAUUUAGAAUUGAAACGACAACUUAAGUUAUAG
Messenger RNA from Halteromyces radiatus, 2319 nucleotides. RefSeq lists its product as uncharacterized. The record is from RefSeq and is a predicted model, not a curated record. The transcript has 9 exons. NCBI's taxonomy places the organism in Eukaryota, Fungi, Mucoromycota, Mucoromycetes, Mucorales, Cunninghamellaceae. Bases 1 to 2319 code for a protein of 772 amino acids.